This is a messenger RNA of Colletotrichum spaethianum, 234 nucleotides long. RefSeq lists its product as uncharacterized. NCBI's taxonomy places the organism in Eukaryota, Fungi, Ascomycota, Sordariomycetes, Glomerellales, Glomerellaceae. Bases 1 to 234 code for a protein of 77 amino acids. The record is from RefSeq and is a predicted model, not a curated record. The transcript has a single exon.
AUGACGAUGAAACGCCGCGACCCCCGGCGAAUCUUCAACACCAACGCUGUCUGCGGCCAACGCCUAUUGUUGCGCGACCAGGACUACCAUCCAUCCAUCCGCUUUGAGGCGGCCAGCCGACUCGCGUCCACCAGCCCAUGCAAUGCAGAACAAGACUACGCUCGCCCGGCAACAAUCAGCAACACGCGCAUCUACCCGUAUCCUAUCAAUAUCGCAGUCCAAAAUGAGGGGUAA